AUGAAAGGCCGUGGGUUCAGCUUUGCACGAAAAGCUCAGACACCUGUUGAUGGUGACCUCGAGAAGCUGAUCACCAGCGCUGUCGAGGCAGCUGUGUCCAAAUUGAGGGACGAGAUCAGCCCAUUGAUUGCUCUGGUCACGUCUCUGUUCCCUACUCUGUCAGAGGCUGUGCUGUCUGAUGGUCCCAAGGUUCCUUCCUCUCCCAGUGCGGACACCGGGGUUCAUCCGCCGCCACCUGCACCCGUUACCCCUCACCCCGUCGCCAUCCCUCCUCCGCUCUCUCUGCCUGAUUGUACUGUCGCAGAUUCCAUGAUGGAUGAUGAUGAUGUUCCCUCUACCUCAAAGCGCGGUGCCUCUCCUUCACCACCUCUGUGCUCUGCCUCCGUUGGCAAACGCAACAGGAACAACAUUAAGAACUGCAGCAAGAACGGUGACAAUCACGAUCAUAAGAAUGGCAGUCAAAACGACAGCAAGACCCGCGGCAAGACAGGCGUCUGCGAUGUCCUUGCGGCUGCGGUUGCUCAGUCUAUCCUCGGGGAUGAGUAA
Messenger RNA from Ornithodoros turicata, 546 nucleotides. Its product is annotated as WASH complex subunit 3-like. Bases 1 to 546 code for a protein of 181 amino acids. The transcript has a single exon. Lineage: Eukaryota; Metazoa; Arthropoda; Arachnida; Ixodida; Argasidae. The record is from RefSeq and is a predicted model, not a curated record.